Amyelois transitella is the source of this 1092-nucleotide messenger RNA. Its product is annotated as exosome complex component RRP43. The coding region runs from base 219 to 1067 and encodes 282 amino acids. The transcript is spliced from 5 exons. Gene Ontology annotation, biological process: U5 snRNA 3'-end processing; nuclear polyadenylation-dependent rRNA catabolic process; U4 snRNA 3'-end processing. Gene Ontology annotation, cellular component: nuclear exosome (RNase complex); cytoplasmic exosome (RNase complex). The record is from RefSeq and is a predicted model, not a curated record. Lineage: Eukaryota; Metazoa; Arthropoda; Insecta; Lepidoptera; Pyralidae.
UUAACAUUCAUAAUUAUAUUUUGAGUUGAGGUUAUGUUUACGUUUUGCAUAAAAUAUUUAUUUUGAAUUUAAAGUUUGCUUGCAAAAAAAACACCACAUCUCGCCGAUAUCGAUUGUAUAACCUGUUUUUAGAACAUAAUAUUUUUAUUAUCAUAAUAAUUUGUAAAUAGACUGACAUUUUACAAAUUAAAACUGAAGUUAUUUUCUUCUAUAACAGCAUGUCUGAAAUCUAUAAACUUAUUCAUCCAGUUAAAUAUUUCAAUGAUUACCUGUCUCGGAAUAUACGUCCUGAUGGAAGAAAGUUUAGUGAACAGCGAAACAUCAAAUUAAAUGUAAAUUCUCUGAAAACUGCAGACGCUUCAGCUGUAGUCAAAUGUGGAAAUACCACAAUUGUAUGUGGGAUUAAGCUGGAAUUAGCUACACCCAAAGCUGAACAACCUGAUCAAGGUUUUAUAGUAACCAAUGUGGAGCUUCCACCAUUGUGUUCAUCAAAAUAUAAACCUGGCCCUCCUUCAGACUAUGCUCAAGUAACAAGUUACUUGGUGUCAGACAUUAUGGUAAAUUCAAAAUGUGUAGAUUUAAAAGAUCUAUGUAUAACAUCCGACAAGCUGGCUUGGGUAUUGUAUUGUGAUAUGGUGUGCUUAGAUAAUGAUGGGAGCCUAGUAGAUGCUUGUAUCAUUGCACUGAUGGCAAGCUUGAAAACAGUUACACUACCUUCUGUUACCUAUAAUGAUGAAACUGAAGAUAUAAAAAUAGAUACUAAUGUCAGAAAACCUCUAAAGGUACAUGGAUUGCCUGUGGCUAGCAGCUUUGCUGUUUAUAAACUUUUACAAGAUGAAGUUUUACUAGUAGACCCAUCUUCAUAUGAGGAAGAAAUGUGUGGAGGUAUUGGAUCAAACUUUAUUGUAUGCUGUAACAAUGGAUUACUUUGUGGGACACAAAAAUUUGGUGGAAGUGAUCUCUCCACUGAAUGCCAGGAAAAAGCUCUUAAGAUAGCAAAGGAUAGAGCUAGUUUAGUUGAAGAAGUGAUUGAUACUUGUUUGAAACAUGAACUUGAAAUUAAAUAAAAUAUUUUAAGAUGAUGUUUUUCUA